This is a messenger RNA of Coregonus sp. 'balchen', 4998 nucleotides long. NCBI's taxonomy places the organism in Eukaryota, Metazoa, Chordata, Actinopteri, Salmoniformes, Salmonidae. The record is from the annotation of a GenBank genome assembly.
ACCAUGGCAGCCUACCUCUGGCUGGUCCUGGCAAUCGUCAGUGAUGUGGCAGCAUCCUUGUUACAUCCCCCACGCCAGCUCGCCCCCUGCCAAAUGGUAAGUGAGUUGCUGCAGCAACAGGCUUUUGGAAUGUUUUCAUAGCUUUCAAAUAGUAUGCCAACUGAAAGUAUUUAAACUAUGUGUAAAAUAUGUAACUGCCAUGUAAUAAUAAUAAUAAAUUUAAUUUGUAAUGCACUUUUUCGCAAACUUCUAAAGUAUGUGCAAGAAAAUAAAUAAGUAUUAUGGGCCACUUAUUUUAUGGGGUUUUCAUUUAAAGUGAGACCCCUGAUUUUAAUAACAUAGAGGGGAGGAUAGUGUUGAUAAUUGCUGAUAACUGAUGUUUCUGUAAUCGGUUUUGAUAGUGUAUCCUAUGUUUUAAUGUUGUUUUGAAUUUGACCAAGAAUAGUUCUGAGUAUUAUUAUAUCUAUAUUUUACUAAACAUUUGCAAAACUGCACUUUUAGCAUACCCACUGGGUACACACUUGUUGAAUCAACAUUGUUUCCACUUCAUUUCAAGGAAAGUACGUUGAACCAACGUGGAAUAGACGUUGAAUUGACGUCUGUGCGCAUUGGGUAGUGUGUACCUUGAUGUUGUUAUCUGAGAGUUUUGGCAGUUUUCUCACAAACCUCUCAUGUAUUGUAUAUCCGAAGUACAGUAUAUCAGGUACUUUCGAAUUGUCCAGGGGCAUAAAACAUUUCUACUGGAGUCUUGUGAUAUUAAACCGAUCCUUUUUGUUAUUCUAGCCAUGCUGUUUCCUCCUGCUCUGAACCGCAGAUAACAGAACAUACAGUUUGACCACAUAACCCAUGAGUAGUCACACCUACAGUACACUGUUUCAUUUUGAGAUGGAGAAGAAUAAGUAAAUGUGCCCAGGCAAGAUAAAAGCAAACUAUAGUCUUAGAGGAGGCACGUGUGCCAUUACCUCACAGCUCUGCACUGUGAUUGUGAUGUCUCAAAUCACUUGCAGACAGUGUAUUCAACUCUCAUCGUCCAAGCACUUACAUUAAUGUGGGUGUUUAGACAUAGCUGGACUUAAAGUCAGACUCUUCUUGGCAGCUUGGGUAUACUGACUGACUUCCUCUGCCUGUUGUUGUGUAAUCUCGGUCUAGCGCCGAAUUUGGAUGAAGCGUCUCUAUGUCCACAGCCAAACGGAUCAAAUUAACGAGCUGAAAGCCUCAGGGCUGCUUUCUGUAAGGGGAAUGUUCCCUCUCUCAGGUACUAUCAAUCUGGACCUGAUGCUACAUAGUGUCCUUUGUUAGUCCUUUACUAAAAGAGGCUCAGGCAUUGCUUUCUGCCCUGAGUCCAUAGAACAGCCCUUUGGUGUUUUCCUUCUCUCCUUAUUCCACCCUUUGCGGAGACCAGCCAGGUCACACCAGAUCCACUUCAGUAUUCAACAUUUGUCCUUCAUUAUUCAAUGUUUGUCCAUGUCCCGAGGACAUCGGGAGAUGCCUUCAAUACCAUCCACUAGGGGCAACGUGAGCGGCUAUUACCAUCUAGUAGGCUCGCGGCUUGCUAGCGCGUUGUGGAUGGGGAUAGAGGAGGGGCUUGAACCGCAAGCUACGGCUCUGAGGAUCGCGGGUUCAAUCCCAGUGCUAGGCACUCGUUAAAAAUGUUUCUGUUUUAACCCUAUCCCAAACCUUAACCCUUAACUUAACCAGUCGUAAUAAAUGCCUAAACAUAACGUUGAGUUGUUUCUAUUUUAACCCUAUCCCAAACCUUAAUCCUUACCUUAACCAGUCAGAAUUAAUGCCGAAACAUAACCGUCGAGUUGGACAUUUAUCCCCCAUGGACAAACGUCGAAUGCUGAAGUCAGACCGUGAGAUCAUGUUAGAGAAGACAUACGAAAGCAAUAUCUGAUAUGAAAUUCAUAUUGCUGUAGUCCUGGGAAUGUAUCGCAUUCCUGACUACUGACGGGAAAACUGUAUAAACAGGCAGGAUGAUUUGGAACUGGGCUGGAAAUUGCCUCUUUAGACUGCAAGAACUGAUAUCAGUGUGCCAGUUUGAAUGGAAUAGAUUAGAGGGAGAUGGUGUUUUUAUUUUUUGAGGCAGAGUCCAGAAUCAGAAUUAGAAUCACAUUUAUUCGCCAAGUACAUUUACACAUACUUUUACUUGGUGAUAUGGUGCUACUAGUCAUAGACAACAUUUAGAGACAGAAUACAGACAGCCGAGUUUAAACAAAGUUUACAUACAUUAUAUACAACUAGGUAGAGUGAGCAUAGAGCUGUAAGAGAAUGAACAGUGGAUUUCCAAAUAUAUAGUGGGUAUACAGUUGAUAUACAGUGGAUGUACAAAUGUACAGUAUCAGUAUGAAUAUAUCUAAAUGCAGUCUAUUGUUUGUGCAUUCGCUUUAGUUCAUGGAAACAUAAACUUGGUGGUUUACAGAUGUGCUGUACGUACCUCACUUUCUUUCCCUUUCUAUAACAGUAUUACAUUCUGGUAUAACAUCUUUAGAUCCUAUGAUGAUAUACAGUAUGACUUGUGAUUUGCAAGUUCUUUUAAAUGCAUAUGAAGAUAUUAAUCAGAAACGUAUAAGUGAACACUUGUUCAUAAAAGCCAGAAGAAAGCUUUCAGAAAAGCUUGCCUUUUAGCUAAAAAACGAACUAAGGAAUGCUUGCUGCUGACUUCAAAACCACAAGUAUGCCAAGAACCUAAAUCCACUUUGUUUUAUGUGAGUGUGUGUGCGUUUUAUGGGUUGUAUUUAGAGAGGGCUCAUGCCAUUUGGUUUCAAUUACCAGCCACACUGAUAAGUGAAUAGUUUAAUGUUUAAAAUAUAUAUGGAAAAAUACUUUGUCCACCAGGCGUUCUGAAAAUCCAGAGGUAAUAAGAGCUUGUUUUAUGAGGUGAAAUCCCCACAAGCCUCACAGUCUUUCCUGACUGCCAAGAACACAGAUACAAUGGCCAGUAAAACAACUAUCUUGUCUGUUUGGGUUUGUGAUAGUGUAAAGUGUCAAGGUGACUUGUGGUCUUCUGGGAGUGUGCAGUGGCGCCGUGAAGGUCAAAGCUCAUGUAGUUAUUUUUCUUUGUUCUGUCCACAGGUCCAGAAUGACGUGUACUGCAACGAUCUGAACCUGAGGACCGUUCCAGCCAAGCUUCCUCAUGGCAUUCAAAAGCUGGACCUGUCUCGUAACCUUCUACAAAACCUUACUCAAGAGGUUCUAGCAAUCUACAACACCGUUCAUCAUCUGAACCUCCACUCCAACAAGAUCCAGUUCAUCCAGCCGGGUCUGUUCAAAUACAUGACCAAUCUGCAAGUGCUGGACCUCUCCAGUAAUUACUUGGAUGUUUUUGCUGUUUCGAAAACCAGCAUUGGACCUCUUACGGCUGUGGAGAGGCUUGACCUCUCAGGCAAUGGCCUGUACACGGGGAUGACCGACUUCUUUCUCAGUGAAGCCCCAGCACUAAUGAACCUUUCUCUGAAUGGCAACAGUAUCACCAAAGUGGGCAAGGAGACCUUUUGUGGAUCUUUGGCCUUGAGAAACAUUGACCUUCACAACAACGUCAUCUUAGAGAUUGAGGACGGAGCAUUUGACUCGUUGCUCCAUCUGUCCGAGCUUGAUUUGUCCAUUAACUCCAUCACUUGCAUCACUGACUUUAACCUUUCCAAACUCAAGGUGCUGAACCUCAGUAAGAACAGCAUGGAGUGCUUCCAAACCACAGAUUCAGACCUAGAGUACAAGCUCCUCUACCUCGACCUGAGGGAAAACAAGAUCCACUACUUUCCCGUUCUCCCCAGAAGGAACAAGCUCAUGUACCUGGAUUUGUCCAGGAAUCGCCUGAUGAGUGUCAAUACCACAGGACCAGCUGAUGAGCUCGAGCACUUCAGAGACACGUUCGUACCUCACACACAGUCAGGUGGAAUGAGCAGACACCAGGACUUCUCAAGGCUCAUGUACCUCGACAUGAGCUACAACCAGAUAAAGAGCAUACCGCCGUCUUUCUUUUGCAGCAUGGUGUCCCUUGAGCAUCUUAACGUCAGUAAUAACUGUAUCGGGGCCUUUUCUAUAGACCAGGAGAGCCCUCUGAACUCUCUGAAGACCCUGGACCUGAGUUACAAUGCCCUACAAAACCUCUCGUUUGGGGAGAACACCCUACGGUCACUGCAGGAACUCUUCUUACAAGGGAACUUUCUCAGCAUAAUGGACUCUGGAAUGUUCCAAAGACUGCCCAGCAUCAGAGGCCUUCACCUCCAGCAGAACUACCUGAAAGUCUGCCCUUCACAGCGAAAAUCACCCCAGACAGACCACAACUCCCAGGAUCCUCCAAGCUGUGUCUCCUUUGCAUCAAUACCAAGCCUGCACUUCUUGUACCUUUCUGGAAACAGUCUUGAAGUUCUGCCACCAUAUGCCUUCAAUGGCACUCCACUCAGGUUGCUGGACCUGUCCCUAAACCCAGGCUUGGACGUUCAACAGAAUGCUUUCUCUAGUCUGGAGACCUCCCUAACUCAUCUCUCAUUGAGAGAAAACCACAUCCCAGAAUUGAACACUGACCUUUCCCUGCUAAGUAGUCUCAAAUUUGUGGACCUGUCCACCAACAAGCUGACCACUCUCCCCCUUUGGAACAAGGAGUCCUCCAUCGAGUCCCUGAACCUGCAGAACAACAAUCUGGUGACCCUGGAGUACAACACAGUCCUGGUCCUGGAGCGGACGCUCAAAACCCUCUACAUGGGCUCGAACCCUCUCAGUUGCUGCAGCAACCCCCGCUUCCUCGAUAUGCUCCAACGCUCCGAAGUGGUCGUCCCGGACAUCGCGACAGUAACCUGCCAGUACACCGAGAACUCGGUGCCAGUGGAGGUGAACAUUGGGAGCGUGACGCAAGAGCAGUGUCAGAAGCUGGACAGUAAGAGCGUGAGCAUUAUCGUCAUCAUGGUGACAGCUUUGGUGCUGAUCACGGUGCUGGUGGUGCUAUCCAAGGUGUGCCACCCCAGAAGGCGCAAGCUCAACAUCAGCUUCAGGGCCUAA